AUGACUUCCCGUGUCACAGUUCAACAGGUUAUGGGCCGCACUUCGGCUUAUAUUAAUCUUACUUCCUCUGAAAAACUCACUCCUCUCAACUAUCAUGUCUGGGCUACCAAAAUUCUUUUGGGUCUUCGUGCUAUGAAUAAUGGUGUCCACCUUUAUGUCGAAGCUGGUACUGUCAAUCCAGCUGCCAAUGAAUCCCUCGAAGACCUCACCGCCUCGCUUGAUACCGUCGUCCAUGAUGUCAUCCUCAACAAUAUUUCUCCUGAGUUGAUCGAACAUGUUAAUGAUGUGGCCAUUAGAGGCCGUGACCUCUGGCUUUACCUUCAUCAGGAGUAUAGUCAACUUCAACCCGCCGAUGUCAUCUCACUUAUGAAAUCCCUCUAUGCUGGCAAUAUUGAUGUUGGUCCAAAGUUUGUUUCUUCUGUUCGCUCUUAUGUUGCUACCUGGCGUUCCAUCUACCAAUCAUUGUCGCCUGAUUCGGUCGUGGCCUUCAACGCUUUGGCUUCAAUGGGUCCCAAUUGUGAGCGCUUCAUCCAGUACGCCUUGGAGCACCGCUUUGAUAGUAACAACAAUACUGACAACCUUGAUAUCAACAACUUCAUCCGGAACACUGAUAAAUGGGCCAAGUUGUUGAAGAUUACUGGACCUCCAGCUACUCUUUCGACUGAAGCGUUCGUUGCUUCAUCAAAGAAGUACAAUAACAAAUCUAAGGGUGAUGGUAUCAAAUGUUUUCGUUGUAAGAGGCGUGGCCAUACUUCCAACAAUUGUCAUGUCUCUUGGGAAGAGGUUCAGGCUGCUCGCCAAGAUAAUAAGGAUGACAAGGAAUCUAAGGAGGCUAAAACCUCAAGAGGUUGGUUUGCUGAGACUAUUGAUGAAUUUUCUGAGAUAGUUGAUGAUGAUCCAUUUGUGAGUUCCGCUUUUGUGUCCGAGACAUCUGUUGUUUCUGAAAAGUUUGGUAACAGUUGCUCCGAGUCGUUUGAUGAUUUGGAAUCCGAACUUUUUGAUUCUUCUGAGCCGUGUGUCGGCGAUGAAGAUUGUUUUGUUGGUCAAGUUUCUGAGUAUUGUUCAAACUCAGGACUUGAUAUUGAUUCAGUUGGUAAACCGUUUGUUGGUUCCACUGAUGAUUCUUGUUUUAAUUCUGAACCGUAUGUCGGUUCUACUGUUGUUUGUUUGGAGUCUGAACCGUGUGUCAGUUCAGCUCCUAUUUGUUUUGAUUCUGAAUCGUUGGUCGAUUCGGAUAUUGUUCCUUUUGAUUCUGAACCGUUGGUCGGUUCUUCUUUUAUUUCUUGUUCUGAUUCUAAACCGUUGGUCGGUUCUGAUGAUGAUAUUGUCUUACCUUGUUUUGAUUUUUUGGUGGAUUCAAUUACUGAACCUUCUCCGCCUAUUGUUAAACCUAUUGUUACACCAAAAUCCCGUUUUUCUCCAUUCUUUUACUUAUCUUUUGUUACCAUCAUGUUGUUUUCCUUGAUUUUAAUUGUCGUCUGGCAUCCUUCUUCAAUCUUGGAUUUAAGUCAUUCAGUCCAUCACGUUUUUGUUGCUGAAUCUACUACUUCUGCUGAGGCCAACUUAGUUGUUGGGUCUGAUUCUUUUGACUUUAUCCAUGAUACUGGUGCUACGAGUCAUAUUUGCAAUAACAUCUCAUAUUUUUCUUCUCUUCGUCCCACUUCGGCUACCAUUCGUGGUCUUGGUUCUGCUACUGCUGAGGGGGUUGGUGACAUUGUCGUUGAUCUUCUUGGUAAAGAUGACCAGCCUUGUGACCGCGUUGUUCUUCGAGAUGUUCUAUAUGUUCCUAAGAUUCCUCGCAAUUUAUUUGCUGCUCUCUUCUCCGCUAUGUCUAAUCACGGAAACACUACAGGAGUCAAUGAAGGACCCUCAUCCUUCGAGUCAGCCAGCACUGGAAGUUCUGUUGCCCACUCAACAUCUGAGACCCAUUCAAAGAACAACGCCAGCUCUUAUGAGACAUUCGCCGAUCUCCUGUUCAUCGUCAAAUUGAUCUCGCUGACCGUUCUGGAUUUACCGUUAGACAAUUAA
Messenger RNA from Magnusiomyces paraingens, 2028 nucleotides. RefSeq lists its product as uncharacterized. NCBI's taxonomy places the organism in Eukaryota, Fungi, Ascomycota, Dipodascomycetes, Dipodascales, Dipodascaceae. The record is from RefSeq and is a predicted model, not a curated record. Bases 1 to 2028 code for a protein of 675 amino acids. The transcript has 2 exons. Gene Ontology annotation, molecular function: nucleic acid binding; zinc ion binding.